UAAUGUAUUCCUGAUGGGCGAACAGAGCACAACUGCACCCACAUCCAAACACGACCCCUAUCUAUAACACGCUCCUUCUCCUCAUCCUCAGGCUGUUCGCCAGGAAAGUACAGCGACCGUCGAACAUGUCGAAGUCGAAGAAGCAGUUGAUGUCUUCAGCUCCGUGGAGGGUGGAAGAAGAGGCGGAGGAUGAAUUCCCAGAAGGGAAGCUUAAGGUGACGAGUCAGCCAGGGUCGACUCCAACCAUGCACGUCCCUCGCAAGAAAACCAAGCGCUCUCAGGACCAAGACGAUCAAGAUUCUCUCACGGAGAUCGAUCCUGAGCUCCGCUACAGCUUCCAGCGCAACUUUCAGUUCCUUCAACGGGUGUUCAGCAUUGAUACUGUCGUGAAACCUCUUCCUCCCGCCAUGGCAUACAAUGUCUCCCGCAACUUGAACUUCUUCACUCGUAUUUUCACACAGUUCUUUGAUCCUGAAGGUAUUGCAAAUGCGCAAAAAUCACUUGGGCUAGGACAGGAAGAAAAAGUUCGUAAAGUUCGUUGAUGCAUGUUGAGGAAUAUAGAGUUGAGUAAUAAACAUUUUGUAAUUCUAGUUUUGACUGUGUUUAGCUUGAAUGUUGUCCAUGACCAUGAUGGUAUAUUGUCUCUAAAUAUUGGGAAAUUUGAUCUCACAAUUUAAAUGGCAACACAUCUUUGUCGCGAA
Messenger RNA from Malus domestica (apple), 701 nucleotides. RefSeq lists its product as uncharacterized. Gene Ontology annotation, cellular component: chloroplast envelope. The record is from RefSeq and is a predicted model, not a curated record. NCBI's taxonomy places the organism in Eukaryota, Viridiplantae, Streptophyta, Magnoliopsida, Rosales, Rosaceae.